UGCCGAGCGUUUCUGGAGGGCACCUCAGCCCAGCACAGCUGGAGAGGCAGCUGCCUGGUGCUGGCAUCAGCAUUGACGAUGGCCGGUCGGGCCUCCAUGGGGAAAGGUCCCGGCUGCAGCCUGGAAGGGAAGCCUCGCUGGUCUGCUGCACGACAAUGAGAAGGAGGAAGCUCUGUGCCUGAUCCUCGAGCCAGAACCCAGCUGGAAGGUGGCCGCACCCUCCCUGCAGGUUCUUUCCUGGCUGGCAGAGGCCUGGAGGUAUUUUUUCUCCAGAAGGUGUUGGGGGGCACCGGGGGUUCCAGCUCCCGUGGGCUGGCUGCCGCACACAUGCUGGACGACAGAGCCAGGAUGGAGGCCACCAAGAAGGAAAAGGCAGAGCAGAUCCUGGCAGACUUCCAGCUACAGGAGGCUGACCUGAAGAAGGUGAUGUGGCGGAUGCAGAAGGAGAUGGCGCGAGGCCUGCGGCUGGAGACCCACGAGGAGGCCAGCGUGAAGAUGUUGCCCACCUACGUGCGCUCCACCCCGGAAGGCUCCGAAGUCGGGGACUUCCUCUCCCUGGACCUGGGCGGCACCAACUUCAGGGUGAUGCUGGUGAAGGUGGGGGAGGGCGAAGAGGGGCAGUGGAGUGUGAAGACCAAGCACCAGAUGUAUUCCAUCCCUGAGGAUGCCAUGACCGGUACUGCUGAGAUGCUCUUUGACUACAUCUCUGAGUGCAUCUCCGACUUUCUGGACAAGCAUCAGAUGAAGCACAAGAAGCUUCCCUUGGGCUUCACCUUCUCCUUUCCUGUGAGGCAUGAAGACAUCGACAAGGGCAUCCUCCUCAAUUGGACCAAGGGCUUCAAGGCCUCAGGAGCAGAAGGGAACAACAUCGUGGGGCUCCUACGUGACGCCAUCAAACGGAGAGGGGACUUUGAAAUGGACGUGGUGGCAAUGGUGAAUGACACUGUGGCCACGAUGAUCUCCUGCUACUAUGAAGACCGCCGCUGCGAGGUCGGCAUGAUUGUGGGCACAGGCUGCAAUGCCUGCUACAUGGAGGAGAUGCAGAACGUGGAACUGGUGGAAGGGGAUGAGGGCCGCAUGUGCGUCAACACAGAGUGGGGUGCCUUCGGGGACUCCGGGGAGCUGGACGAGUUUCUGCUGGAGUACGACCGCGUAGUGGACGAGAACUCCCUGAACCCCGGGCAGCAGCUGUACGAGAAGCUCAUCGGCGGCAAGUACAUGGGCGAGCUGGUGCGGCUAGUGCUGCUGAAGCUCGUGGACGAGAACCUGCUCUUCCGCGGUGAGGCCUCGGAGCAGCUGCGCACGCGCGGCGCCUUCGAGACGCGCUUCGUGUCGCAGGUGGAGAGCGACUCUGGCGACCGCAAGCAGAUCUAUAACAUCCUAAGCACGCUGGGGCUGAGGCCCACGGCCACCGACUGCGACAUCGUGCGCCGGGCCUGCGAGAGCGUGUCCACGCGGGCCGCACACAUGUGCGCCGCGGGGCUGGCGGGCGUCAUCAACCGCAUGCGCGAGAGCCGCAGCGAGGAUGUAAUGCGCAUCACCGUGGGUGUGGACGGCUCGGUGUACAAGCUGCACCCCAGCUUCAAGGAGAGGUUCCACACCAUCGUGCGGAAGCUGACACCCAGCUGUGAAAUCACCUUCAUCGAGUCGGAGGAGGGUAGCGGCCGAGGUGCCGCCCUGGUGUCCGCGGUGGCCUGUAAGAAGGCCUGCAUGCAGGGCCAGUGACAGCGAGGCCAAAGGCAAGGAGUAGGCAGGGCUUGCUGGGCGUGGGCUCCUGGGGACUCGCUUCCCACAGGUGCCCCCAGGCUGGCCCAGUGAAGAGGUCUCUAGAUGUAAGGACUCUGGACACCUCCCACCCUGAGGCUCCCCUGGAAGAUGCGGAAAGGCCCUCUGGGAGGAGGCGGAUUGUAGUGCCUGGGGCAGGCCUCUUAGAGGCAGUGGGUGGGAUAGACCAAGGCCCUGACUGGGUUGGGGGCUGAGAUGGGUCGGAAUGGAGACCCCCAGAGUCCCCCGCCUGUACUGCUGGAAUCAAGGACCCACACAGAGGGGAGCUGCUCAUUCGGGACUUUGCCGAAUUUCUGCACUGCCUGCCUCUUGGAGCCUCUGCCGUUGUCAGCCUCAC
Molecule: messenger RNA, 2122 nt
Organism: Suricata suricatta (meerkat)
Lineage: Eukaryota; Metazoa; Chordata; Mammalia; Carnivora; Herpestidae
Gene: GCK
Product: glucokinase
Exons: 10
Coding region: 328-1725 (465 amino acids)
Biological process (GO): intracellular glucose homeostasis; regulation of insulin secretion; glucose 6-phosphate metabolic process
Cellular component (GO): cytosol; mitochondrion
Molecular function (GO): glucokinase activity; mannokinase activity; D-glucose binding
Source: RefSeq, a predicted model, not a curated record